AUGUACCGGGACAGCAGCUUCGACGAUUACGUCGGCCAAGUACGCUUCGAUUCCGCGGAUCGGUGCUACCCGCUCUGCACCGCCAGCGAGGCUGUUGCAGCUUUCGUCUGGGAUGCCGAGCCCCGAGGCACGCAGCUUGUGGUCUUCGAUGACGUCGAGUGUCAAGGAAGAUCCGUCGUGGGGGCUAAGACGACAGGUGCCGAGUUCGCUGCAGUCGCCUCGAGUCGCAAAGUUCGGUCGUUUAUCCUGUCGACAACGGACCGUCAUGAACCAACACGAGGAAUCGUGCACUCGUGCGAUGAGAAGGGUGACGUCGUUUUCAAACCUUUUAACGAUUCGGCAGCGUGGAUGUAG
This is a messenger RNA of Phytophthora sojae, 354 nucleotides long. RefSeq lists its product as hypothetical. Bases 1 to 354 code for a protein of 117 amino acids. The record is from RefSeq and is a predicted model, not a curated record. NCBI's taxonomy places the organism in Eukaryota, Oomycota, Peronosporomycetes, Peronosporales, Peronosporaceae. The transcript has a single exon.